Molecule: messenger RNA, 1293 nt
Organism: Quercus robur (English oak)
Lineage: Eukaryota; Viridiplantae; Streptophyta; Magnoliopsida; Fagales; Fagaceae
Product: receptor-like protein EIX1
Exons: 1
Molecular function (GO): protein binding
Source: RefSeq, a predicted model, not a curated record
UCUCAUAAUAAUCUGAAUCUGAUAAUGGAGGGUUCCUUAGGAUUCCUUUUCCUGGUUUUUCUAAUUAUUCCUCUUCCUAAUUUCUUCAUUUUCUGCACCGGACACUCUCACUCUCAGCUUCGUUGCAUUGAUACCGAGCGACACGCCCUUCUCACCUUCAAGCAAGACCUUAUCGAUCCAUUAAAUCGACUCUCCUCUUGGACUGUUGAUGGGGAUUGCUGUCACUGGCUUGGUGUUGUCUGCCACAAGCUCACUGCUCACGUCCAUCAACUCAAUCUUUCAACCUUUUAUCCGGGUGAUUAUGCAACUAUAGAACAAAUGGAUGCCUAUUCGCAGUCAAAGUUUGGUGGUAAGCUAAAUCCUUCUCUGCUUGAUUUGAAGCAUUUGAAUUACUUUGACCUUAGCUUCAAUAAUUUCUUUGCUUCUCCUAUUCCCUCAUUUCUCGGUUCAAUGAAGAGUUUAACAUCUCUUAAUCUCUCUCAUGCGAGAUUUGUGGGACUCAUUCCUCAUCAACUUGGAAAUCUCUCCAAUUUGCACUAUCUCAAUCUCGAUCAAGGUUAUAGUUCUGCUGGUUUAUAUGUGAAUAACCUUGAAUGGCUUUCCGGUCUUCCUUUGCUACAACAUCUCGAUAUGAGUUAUGUUAAUCUUAGCAAAGCCUCUGAUUGGCUACAACUCACAAACACACUCCCUUCCUUGUUUGACUUGAGGUUGUCAUAUUGCCAACUCUCUUUCAUUCCACCGACACCCAGUGUUAACUUUUCAUCUCUCCUCACCCUCGAUCUUUCAAUGAACCAAUUUGAAAACACUUUGAUCCUAUCUUGGAUCUUUGGUCUUCGUAAUCUUGUUUCUCUUGAUCUAUCUUACAAUAACUUUCAAAGUCCAAUCCCUAUUGAUCUCCACAACAUGACUUCUCUUAGGCACCUCGACCUAUCUGGAAACUAUUUCAACCAUACAAUUCCCAAUUGGUUAUAUAGUUUUAGUCGUCUUGAGUUUCUCAACCUUCGCAACAGUAAUUUGCAGGGUACAAUCUCCAGUGCCAUUGGAAACCUAACAUUUGCCAUUAGUAUUGACUUGUCAAAAAAUGAACUUGGAGGAAAGUUGCCAAGAUCAUUGGGUAAUCUCUGUAACUUAAGGGAAAUCAGAUUGUCAAACAACAAAUGGAGUCAAGAGAUAUCUGAAAUCUUAGAAAGUUUAUCAGGGUGUCUUUCAGAUAGACUAGAGAUCUUAGACUUAAGUUUUUCUCAACUUCAUGGUCAUUUGCCGGAUGAACUUGGGCUAUUUAAAAAUCUAGUC